Ziziphus jujuba (common jujube) is the source of this 1266-nucleotide messenger RNA. RefSeq lists its product as uncharacterized. Bases 236 to 955 code for a protein of 239 amino acids. Lineage: Eukaryota; Viridiplantae; Streptophyta; Magnoliopsida; Rosales; Rhamnaceae. The record is from RefSeq and is a predicted model, not a curated record. The transcript is spliced from 3 exons.
ACUUCCUAAGGACCCACGUUUUCAAAUGCCAUUCCAUUACUUCGCUUUCAAGACCAGUUGACUGGCUCUUCCCCAGAUUCUUGUUAGGCGAAAAACUUGUAGUUCCUCUUAAGCAUAAAGCCAACAAACUCCCCUGUUUAUAUCUUUCUGAAGGAAACAAAAGCAGAGCAUGGAGGUUCUGAAUCUAUCUAUAAUGGAUGUGAGUGUUUGAUAAAUUUUUGUUCUUUUAUUAGAGAUGGGCAAUUGUGUCUUAGUUCAUAGAGCCCCAGAUUCAGCCUCAAGACCCAACUGUUCUAGCUCUCCUAACAAGGAAAGAGCCAUGAUUCAAACUUCUAGUCAGGAGAAUCCAGGCGAUAGCCAGAGAGCCGAGUUCUGUUUCAAGCUCCAGUCUUCAUCAAUGCCCCAGACGACUAGCAUUGGAGAACCAAGUAGCAAAGAUGAGAUGUUUUUUGAUUCUCAUCCCUGGAUAGAAUCUGACUGUGAAGAUUACUACAGCAUCAAUGAUAAUACCCCAUCUUGCAACAAGACUCCAAACUGUAAAAUCAGCUUAACAGGGACACCCCAGCUUGGAAAGUCUUGCUGUGCUGAUGUUUCGCUCAACUCCAUACACAAAAACACUCCCACUGAUGUGAAGAAACAGCUGAUUGAGCUGUUUAAAGAGAGCUUCAGUAGUGACCUCUUAAAUGACUAUCCAAAUUUACAACGUAGGCCAGAAGCCAAACCUGCCAUUUUUGAUCCCCCUACAAACCCGGCAAGACCAUAUGCAUCGACAGCGAACUUUGUUUGCUAUGGUGAAACAUGUACAAUUGCAAAUUCAAAUCCCAGGAAAAGAAAUGCUUCAAAGUCUGCAAAAUGUUGCCUCCCGAAUCUGGUCCGAAGUUUGAGCAUUGGUGAGAGGAAGAAGAUGCCAAAUCCAGCCUACAAAAAUGGUGGUGGGUGUUCGGCUGCUCUGUAGAAAGUCUGCUUAUAAUUCAACGUAAAUGGAAGUCGAUUUGCUCUUCCCUCCUUUGUAUGUGAGUAAUUUGUGGUUCUUUUCUGAUUCUACUAGAUUCAUAGAUACAAGGAAAAGAAAGAAGUUCUAUUAUCAGUUUGCCCGGAGGAUGUGUGCACUUAGUUUCUUUUGUUGUGAAUUUAAUGGGUAUUUUUUUGUGAGUUGGUUUUCAAAUUCCGUGAGGAUAGAAAUCAAUUAAGCGUAUUGUAUUAAAUGAGAAACCAAAGUAUAAAUGUUAGAAGUGGGAUAAGUAUAAUAUUAUCAAUUUCCAAGUA